UAUCAUGUUAGCCGACGGAGUCAUAUGUAAAUAGCUUUACGAGCUUAUGGGAUGUCAGCUUGGAUUUAUUUUUUUUCUGAGUGUUUUGUAAUUUUGAGUUGACACCUGGAUAUUUUUCUAAAUAUAAUGGACACCAGAAGUUCUAUGUGAAGGUCUUUGCUGUGUUUUGCAGUAAAAUCCGUCAGGUUAACUUGCCUCGGUGGACUAGCCUGUUAGCUAUCGCGGCCAUAACGAGCAGCACAACAAACACCGAGUCGAGCCCACGAGUCGGCGAGUCGACAUUAGACAUUUCUGCCAUCGUCAUCAUGGAGAAGGCUGAUUUCUUAAAAGGACUUCCAGUCUACAAUAAGAGCAACUUCAGCAGAUUCCAUGCGGACUCAGUUUGCAAAGCCUCAAACCGAAGGCCGUCUGUUUACCUCCCAACCCGGGAAUACCCUUCAGAACAGAUUAUUGUAACGGAGAAAACGAAUAUCCUCCUGCGUUACCUGCAUCAGCAGUGGGACAAAAAGAAUGCAGCAAAGAAAAGGGAACAGGAACAAGGCGAGGUGGACAGCCCGGCACCGCCGAGGAAAAUCGCCAGGACAGACAGCCAAGAGAUGAAUGACGACUCAUAAAGUGUGUGUGUGUGUGUCUGUGUGUGAGAGGAUGAAAUGGCAUGUGCACAUACAGGGUGUAGCCUAUGUGAACUGAUGAACACAGAACGUUAGGCAAACCUGAAUAAAAAUACGUGGUAGUUUUGAAAAGAGGUGCACUGAUCAGGAUUUUCCUGGCUGACUGUGUUUAAGAUGGAGUCAAAAUCCAUCAUAAUGUUUUAGUUUUGGCUCUGACUGACUCCUCCCCGUGUGGGCCUGUACACCUGUAUGUGUUUGGAUGCGUGUUGCGCUGUGGAUGCGUGUCGUUCCGUUUGCGUGAAGCGAGUGAAUGUUAAAGUGUGUUGAGUGAAGAUGGAGACACACUGGACAGAAAAAGCUACUUUUAAAAACUAAACCUGUGUAGAUCCGCUCUGAUCCACGUGAACGUUUUGUUACUCUGUUAAUUUUAUUACAACUCGUCGAUGUUGAGCUUCCUGCCAGCCGCAGUGCCCACUCUUUCACUGCCCACUUUUAACCACACGGGGGCGCUUCAGCUUCUCUGAAACUCCACAGAACCAAGAAUCCACUGUGACAAAGAGCACAAAUUAGAGCCAUUUCUUCCAAAAGCCCCCUUAAGAUGCGACUAUAUUCAUAUCUGUGUUUUAAUCUGGGACUUGUGCUCGUAGGAUUUAGGUUGAUUUGUCUGAGAUGCAUUUUCUCACCUAGCAUUUCACUGAUUAUGGCUAUAAAAAAAUUAGAUUUUCUUGAAGGAAUUCAGACCCGUAAAGCACAGAUGAUACAAAAAAACCUGAUAAUCCCAUGAAAGGAAAGGUGGUGGGGUUUUUUUGUGUGUAAAUAGUUACCAUCAGAAUUGUCCAGUUAAAUAAGUUUGUGUUUUCCUAAAAUAAAAACACACCCAGGAUGCGAUAGGAAAGGUUGCUCCCUGAUGCCCAGUGUAUGUUCUCUGACUUGCAUGUUGUUGUUUUCACUGCUGGUUUUGUUACAGAACCGAAGGUAUCAGCCCAGAGGCCUUACAACUCGUCAUUGUGGUCCGAAUCCCUUUAGCUGUCCCUGCUUGGCUACGUUCUGCAUCUUCCAGUCUCUGAAGGUCUUUUUCAGUUUGAGAUCUGGCAUGAAUUAUCACAGAGUGGGAUUUAAAAGGGAUAUUUUAGUAUUUUCAGCCACAGAAUGCACAUGGAGCUUGGGAAGCAGCGUACUUACUUUCAGUUUGUUCUGGUGUCAUAAACCGCUACACUGCGACGAAGCUUCUUGUUAUCGCUGUCCAGCAGAGUCACGUCGAAGCCUCCUGAUGUUUUAUCAACCGAUGCAGCAGUGUACAUAUCCACUUUUUUUUUUUUUUAUUAAAAAAACAUGAUAUGCUUCUGCUCUGAUAGACUGUUCAGCUCCACAUUAGGCAUUGCUCCCAUACUGUGUUUGAUCAGAUGUUCCUUUAAACUUUGUUCAAAAUAAAGCUUCACUGAAACUAGA
Molecule: messenger RNA, 2060 nt
Organism: Poeciliopsis prolifica (blackstripe livebearer)
Lineage: Eukaryota; Metazoa; Chordata; Actinopteri; Cyprinodontiformes; Poeciliidae
Gene: dda1
Product: DET1 and DDB1 associated 1
Exons: 5
Coding region: 306-614 (102 amino acids)
Biological process (GO): positive regulation of proteasomal ubiquitin-dependent protein catabolic process
Cellular component (GO): Cul4-RING E3 ubiquitin ligase complex
Source: RefSeq, a predicted model, not a curated record